AGUAGCACCUCCACCAUGGUCGCCAGAGUCGCUCUCCUCCUCGCCUUCGUGGCCGUCGCCAGCGGAAACCCAGCAGCGGGGAAGCCAUGGCAGUGGAAGUCCCCCAAGCCACUGGUGGGACCCCGCGGAUACUACAAUGUCACGCCCUAUGCUGCCCCCUGCACUGAGGCCGUCCCUCACUCGUGGCCCCACCAGGCGGCUCUCUUCGUCGACGACAUGUACUUCUGCGGCGGUUCCCUCAUCUCCAGCGAGUGGGUCCUCACGGCCGCUCACUGCAUGGACGGUGCCGGCUUCGUCGAAGUGGUACUGGGCGCCCACAACAUCCGCCAGAACGAAGCCAGCCAGGUCUCCAUUACCUCCACCGACUUCUUCACUCACGAGAACUGGAACUCUUGGCUCCUCACCAACGACAUUGCCCUCAUCAAACUACCCAGCCCUGUUGAAUUCAAUGAAAACAUUCAAGCUGUCAGACUGCCUUCGAUUGACGUAUCUGCAGGCGCUGUAGUUACACCCACAGGCUGGGGGAUCCUGUGUGGCGACUCGAGUGGUGUCCCUCCCGGCGCCCUCCAUCAGGCAGACGUCCCGGUUCUGUCCAAAGACGAGUGCGAGGCCGCUUAUGCAGGGGUCGGCGACGGCGUUCUCUGCACCGUCGGCGGGAAGGACUCUUGCACCGGUGACUCCGGCGGCCCCCUCAACCUCAACGGCAUGACCUACGGCAUCACCUCCUUCGGUUCCUCCGCCGGCUGCGAGAAGGGCUACCCCGCCGCCUUCACCCGCGUCUACUACUACCUGGACUGGAUCCAGCAGAAGACCGGCGUCACUCCUUAA
Molecule: messenger RNA, 828 nt
Organism: Penaeus vannamei (Pacific white shrimp)
Lineage: Eukaryota; Metazoa; Arthropoda; Malacostraca; Decapoda; Penaeidae
Source: RefSeq, a predicted model, not a curated record